AUGGCGACCACGAAGGACGUCCGGCCGCAAUGGCAACUGGCGCGCAGGUCCGGGCCCAUCUCUUCCAGCGGCGUCGUCCUGCGUCGACUGUUGCGCCAUCGACUGGCGAAAGAGAGCGCCACAGACGACGACGCCGACGACGACGACGCCGACGACGAAGACGAGGAGCAAGACGAGACGAGACGCCCGGCAGAGUGCGGAAACCCCUUUUGCCGGCAAGUUUUAGCCAAUCGGUACGCGAGUUUCUGCGAGGACAAGCGCAUGUGCCAGCGCUACCGUGCGCUGAAGCUACAGUGUCUGGCGAACGCCCAGGCCGAGGAAGACGAGGAGGACACGAGGCCCUUGUCGCUUAUGGUCAGUAAACAACGGAAGCAAAAAAACCAAAGCAGCAGCGCCAAGGAGACGUCACUGGAAGUGGAAGCGAGUCCGCGUGCUACUGCUACCUCCCAACGUAGUGACAAGAGGCUCAAGGUGUCAGCAGCAGCUGCUGCUGCUGUUGCACUGGGGAGCGAAGAGAAGCGACGGAGUGGCGUGAAAAGUCUACGAAAAAGUGAGAAAGAGACGACGCCACGCAAGAAAAAGAGGAAGAAAGUGGAGAAAAUUGUGGAAAGUGAGGACGAGGAGAGAGAGGACGGGGAAGAAGAGGACGAUGAUGACGAGGAGAAGAAGAGACGAGGGAAGAGAGUGAAAAGAGUGCGAGAGAGUCAGCGGACGAGCGUUCUAGUCGACCGUCUUCGGUUGAGUGUACCGACACCGUCGGGAGCGGACGAGUCGGGAGUUCGGGCAGAUAAACCUAAGAAGAAGAUGUUGUCACGCGUGCAGCUGUCGACAAAGACGAGUGGUGACGGAAAAAUGGAACUUGGGAGCAGCAGUGUACAGAUAAAACGACGUCGACUGGAUAGCCGUUUGAGUACAGAUACUGUGGCGUCGCCUCGCUUUGUGGCCUCGUCACCAAAACAAGCUGCUGCGUCUCCUUCUGCAGCGUCAGCACCUGAUGCGAAUUGGAAAAUUCCCAGGUCUACAUCAAGUCAGGAACGGACUUCUCUGCAGCAGAUCAGAAGGAGUAUGGACGUGGAUCUUGUGCCGCUGGGUGUUGGUAAAUCAACAAAAUCUGCCGGUGGAGGACGAUACGUCCAGAAUGGAAUUCGAGCAGUGUCUCAAGUAUCGAGGCCAGCAAACCCGCGAUCAAGACCUCUGAAUAUAUCAAAGCCGCCGGUACAGCCAGCAGUAACACCUUCUUCAGCAUUGCCGGUCAAAGCGUCACCUACGUUUGCAUCGACAGCACGACAGCAGCUAUCACCACAGCCUAAACCGCCAUUGCCAUUGCUACCACCUCAGACUUCAGUUUCGGCCUCAAUGCCGGUACCUCAGCCGCCUGCUAAGGCUGUCAACCCCUCACCAUCGUCAUUAGCACCACCUGCGGUACCGGCGGCUAUAGAUCCAUCCGCCACAACAGCAACCGGGCCAUUCGAGGUAACGCGGAUUUCUACCUUGGCUUAUCUGAAGAGCAAGAAAGGUGGUUGCGAAUGGCAACCAGCAGAACAGCAGACGAAUUUCCCACCAUCGCGGUUGUCUUCGCUGGAACGUUUUAGUAACGUGAGUGAAGAUCGUGCUUUGGGAAUUUCGAUGGCUCCUGCGUGUCCUACAGGCUUGCCUAGAUAUCGCAAUGAUGGUGCCCCCUUGACAUCGUUUACAGAAUCUCGAUUUGGUGCGGAUCAACGUAGGCAUUACCUUGAAGUCGAAGCAAAGCAUCAACGAUUGCCUACUGAAAAUGAGGAGAACGCGGUACACUACCGAGAGAGGCCGAACAUUGGCUGUGAUUUUGAAAGGUCAGCGUCCGAGAAUUGGAAAGCCCGCAACUUCCCGUCACCACGUGAGCGCUAUUCGCUCCGGCAACAGGAAGCUUUUGUGGACAGUAUUCGAUGUAAUGGUUUUGAGUACUCGAUGGAUUCACACGCAAGGUCAGCACCGUCCCCGGUCGAACAACCUGGUCGAGGCCCGCAGAAAGAGCUUUCACCACCUCAGCAUGCGUCGCCUUCUUGUCGGGGUGAACAGCGUGUCAAUAACGAACGGAGGAAUAGUAGACACGACGGCGACGAGGACGAUGCGCCAAUGUUUUCGCAUCGCGAGGCAUUUUUACCACAUUUGCUGUCAAUUUUCAUUCAUCAGUUACCCCAUGCGCUGGAAGCAGUGUAUAACGUUACGAAGAAGCCAAGAAAAAUGGUUUGGUAUAUACAAAAUAUCGAGCGAAUUGAGCGCAUUUGCAAAGCAUCCAACUUGAAGGUAAAGAUCGACGGCUCAACAGCAGUGGUGACUGUGCGAGGCCGUGAAUGGCUAACGUUGCAGGGUACGUCUACGGUGGCGCUGCAUUUGAAUGUCAUGAAAAGCUUGUGGAGCGAGGCGACGGCAUGGCAAUUUUUGUAUGAGGAGGUGGAGUCUACUCUUGCUUACUACAAAAGUGUAUAUGGCAGUAAAGCAAACGAAAGCUAUUCCUUUCUUCGUGCGUGGAACAAUCUGAAGAUCACAGGGAAGCAUAUACCACUAUCGAGAGAAACCAAUUACUUCUGCGGUGCACGGCUUCAUCACUGGAAUUUUGUUGUUGGAAAGGUGGAAAUCGGGAGUGGCAGCCAUGAAGAAAAACGAGAGGCUUUUCGUUUAGCCUCCAUCAGCGCAUUCGAGUUUGUAUUGAAAAUCGGUCGAGUUAUGCGACAUCCUACAGUCAAGCGCAGACGAGUAUUAGAGGAUUAUGAUGAAGAUGAAGACUGUUAUCGGAGCUCAAGCCGUGUGCCGUCAUCCAACAAUAGAGCGCGUUCACCAGAUGCUGAAAUCGAAAACAGUAUAAUUGCCGGUUCGUCGCCUUCGAUCGGACCUUCGUCCCCAGUUGAGUUGAGUGCAGCGGCAGCACAGCCGUCGAGAGAGCAACUGUUGAUGAUGCGUGAUGAUGCUGAAAGUCCUUCUGCAGAGGCACCUUUGACGGAUAGACAGCCGUCAUCCGGUGAGCCGUCGACGGAGCAAUUGCCGACGACACGUGAUGGCGCUGACAGGCCUCUGACUAAUGAAUCGACGGGUGGACAGGCACCGACCGAGCAACUGCCAGUUACCCUUGAUGACGCUGGUAGGCCUCCGGCCGAUGCAUCUUCGAUUAUCCAGCGACCAGCGGACGAUGGGUCACAGCUUUUUGCUGAAGUACGUACAUAUACCGAUCCCGAGUUUUCUUGCAGCCAUGAAUCGGCAGAAGCUGUGGACCAACGUGGCCCGAGUGAGGAAAUGGACAUACGUGGUGAUGCCAGUGAUAUGAGCGUAUCACCUUCCGCCGAGUCGCCGCGGAUAUCGAUAACGUCAGCGACGUCUACAGAUGCGCAAGAGUCUACUGUCACAUCGGCAGCGGAACCCACGCCAGCCGCGGCAGUAUCCUCUGCGCCGACAGCAGUGAUUUCUGCUUCAACGAUCACUAUGAACCCUAUCUAUCCGACCAUUUCGAUUCAAAGUGAACCGCUUGCUUUUAUUCCCGCGCCUACAAUGGCGCCGUAUGGCGCGUCUCCCGCUCGUGUUGGAACUAUGGGAUAUGCUGUACAGAGGGGCUUUCCAGCGUUACAGGCGAAGACAACAACACCUUCACGACGGUGUAUGAUGUGCGAGAUGAUUCGCAUGCGGAAGCCGGAUGGAGAGCGAUGCCUGCGCUGUCAGCAGAGGGAUAUGCCAGUCAACGCAGCAUUCAGCGCCUUGCUCUGGCCUUGA
Messenger RNA from Peronospora matthiolae, 3738 nucleotides. NCBI's taxonomy places the organism in Eukaryota, Oomycota, Peronosporomycetes, Peronosporales, Peronosporaceae. The record is from the annotation of a GenBank genome assembly.